Molecule: messenger RNA, 2208 nt
Organism: Mucor velutinosus
Lineage: Eukaryota; Fungi; Mucoromycota; Mucoromycetes; Mucorales; Mucoraceae
Product: Lipase 5
Exons: 5
Coding region: 1-2208 (735 amino acids)
Biological process (GO): regulation of transcription by RNA polymerase II
Cellular component (GO): nucleus
Molecular function (GO): RNA polymerase II cis-regulatory region sequence-specific DNA binding; DNA-binding transcription activator activity, RNA polymerase II-specific
Source: RefSeq, a predicted model, not a curated record
AUGCUCUUCGUUCAUUCUUUUGAUCAGCAACUUUAUCCAAUUCCAAACACUGAUAUCGCUGAAAUUGACGAAAUCCAAUCCUCAUCUUCUUCGCUAUUCUCAUUAAAAGACACCAGCCCUAUUCAAUAUCACCACCACCACCAUCACCAUCAUCAUCCACCAGCAGCAUCUGAAGAAUCGCCAUUCGAUCAUUUUCUUAUGAACGACGAUUCAGGACACCCAUUAUACCAGCAGCAUAACAUUGAUUUGACAUAUCAACCAUCUUCGGAUUGGUCCAUAAGCAACAAGUCUUCCUCUUCUCAGCAGCAGCAUCCAAGUGUGGAAGUCAAUGAGCACUUGUAUAUCCAAACACCAUCACAGCCUUCCUUCAUUCCAUAUGGCAGCACGAGCAGCGACUUCUCUGAAGUUGUGCCAUCCCCUGACAAUCUCUAUCAGCAAUUCAACACUUGGUCCAACAACAACCAACUCAAUCAUCAAGACGUCAAGGAAACUGACAGAUUCAAUCAUGCAAUGACUUCACCCGAUUUUCUAUUACAUAAUCACAAGAGACCAUCUCCUUCAUUUGCUGCCAACAUCAGCAGCACCAGCACCAGCAGCAGUUAUCUCAACUUAUUCCCCUCUGCAACAUCUACAGCAGCAGACAUAUAUCAGAAACCCCAUAAUACGCAAUUCAACAGCCCAGAUGCCAGUAGGUUUCACCCUCGUUUUAAGAGUGCCAAUGCUCGGCUUGAUCCCUAUUCUGCUGAACCCCAGCACCCAUACCAUCAGCAGCAUCAGCGUCCACCACCACCACAAUUCAUGUCACCACCCUUGAUUUCCAGCAAUGUAAUAGAUCAAGGGCUAUUCAUCGACAAGCCAAUCUCAUCUACAUCAACGGAUCUGCAAGUAUUUAGCAAUCAAGAUAAGGAUGAGACUCUAAACAAUGCUAGCAAAAAUAUGCCAUUUCAAUUCAAUGCAGUGCUUCAUGCUCCCACUGCGGUCACUAAAAAGCACGACGAACAGCCCGUAACCUAUCUCAACAGAGGACAAGCGUAUCUACUCGACCUCGAAUCCUCUGCGACAGACAGCACACUCACUAGCACCAUCUCCAUCGCAUUUCAUGAGGCCAGCCAUCGUCAAAUAGCCGAAAAUUACUGGAAAUAUUGGAUUAGUCAACAGGAAAAUCCCAAUGAAGCAAGAGCCAUUGAUUUGGAUGUAAAUCAAACAACAGGUGCCUACAAUAUUCGCUUGGUGUCAUUUGAUCGCAUAUCAUUUGACUGGCAAGGUCGAUUUGGGGCUAAGGUCUAUGUCCGAUUCAAUUGUCUAUCUACUGAUUUUUCCCGAAUCAAAGGUGUAAAGGGUAUCCCUAUGCGCGCUAUUGUGGAAACAACCGGCCUUCAUUAUGUUUCCUUGCCUAAUGACUCUCAAACUUACAAGGGUACAUUUGAAAGAACAACGGCUAAUAACAUUGAAGGCUAUGAUUACAAGGAGUCUUGUUACUGCAAAAUUAAGCUCUUCAGGGAUAAAGGGGCAGAACGAAAGAACAAGGACGACAAGAAGCAAAUGGCCAAACAAAUGGAUAAAGUCAUUGCCUCUACGAAUGGUAAACCAGAUCAACAUCCAUUAUGGCCUAUUAUCAGUCAAGCGCAUCAGCCAACCAGUAGUCUGCUUGAAAUCCCUACUUCACCGGAUAUUACUCUUGAUGAAUUCAGCAAUCUUGAAGAUCUCUUUGCUGUCGAUGAGAAACUCAGUUUACCACUACCUGCAGUAGUAGCCUCAGCACCAUCAGCGACAACAACAGAUGGCAAACCAAGAAAAAGCAACUGCUCGUUUCUGCCUAAACGCAAAAGAUCGGCAUCAGAUCAGCCCAACAGGCAACAAUUGGUGAAAAAACAACGCAAAGCCAAUACCACAGCACCGCUCCCAACCGUCUUAAGCUUUCGUGUAUGGAAUCAAGACUUUGCUAGCGCGCCUUGUGAGAUAUUUCUGGAUUCAUUUACUACACACAAUCUCAAGGUGAAGCUAGCGCCCGUAGUAUCAGUUCAUCCAUCGAGAAUCUCGGAAAUCCUGUGGCGAAAGAAACGCACCAACAGCCAAGAGAAAGUCAGCGAAGUCUUGGUGUUGGUAGAAGAUACUUUUAUCUCUGAACAUAUCCUGGAUGGCGAAAAUAUGACCGUAGCCUUGGAAAUGAAAGUAGAUGGCAAUUUUCGACUUAUACUAGAGUUCUAA